This is a messenger RNA of Cladocopium goreaui, 333 nucleotides long. The record is from the annotation of a GenBank genome assembly. NCBI's taxonomy places the organism in Eukaryota, Dinophyceae, Suessiales, Symbiodiniaceae.
AUGGGGCUUUACGGCGCUAAGAGCUGUAAAGCCACGCAACUUUUUGGGUCGUCGCCUAUGAUCAUGGAUUUCGAGACCCACAUGCCGAAACCCAAACGAGAUGAGUUGCAACUAUCCUCAAAGGGCAUGGUUAAAAAGACCAUUAGCAAAUCAGAUCCAAACAAGGUUUGGGUAAGUGGUGAUGUUGGACUUCGCGAAUCACAAGCCUACCCGAAGAAGUUUGCCCAGACUUGCUUGAAUUUUUUCAAGAAGCAAGAUGCGUCAGUGGCCGGCCUCCUUCCGAAGGUCUUUGAUCGAAUGCAGCAGAUGCACCCAGAACCAUUUGUUCCUUGA